AUGAUGGGCGCGGUUCUCCAAACCGUCGGAUCCUUUCUGCUGUCUUCCGUCCCCACAACUCUCCAUGUCUGGGGAGGUCAGUAUKGGUACAUGGUUCUGACAGGGGUCGGGGUGGGAAUGUCAAUGACAUCGUUUUAUAUGGCCGUCCCCAUGAUUGUGAGGAAAGACGAUCAAGCCAUCGCCGUUUGUCUAUCCCUCCAGACUCGUAUGCUGGGGGCGUCACUCGGCAUCGCCAUUGUGAACAGUAUCUUGGUCAACUACGUCAAGGCACAUCUAAACCCUAUCGAAGCUGCAGCGGAUCCCAAUGCGCUUUCGGGGUUUGCUCCCGAUGCUGUACGACGGAUAAGGGAGGUUUAUGGAGCAGGGUAUAACCUGCAAAUGAUGGCUGUUGGGGCAUUCAGCGCAGGUCAGUUCUUAGUGGUGGCGCUGAUGUGGAGAAGGGACCAAGUUCAGUUUGUCAAAUAG
Molecule: messenger RNA, 465 nt
Organism: Aspergillus pseudoviridinutans
Lineage: Eukaryota; Fungi; Ascomycota; Eurotiomycetes; Eurotiales; Aspergillaceae
Exons: 2
Coding region: 1-465 (154 amino acids)
Biological process (GO): transmembrane transport
Molecular function (GO): transmembrane transporter activity
Source: RefSeq, a predicted model, not a curated record